Messenger RNA from Eriocheir sinensis (Chinese mitten crab), 2903 nucleotides. Its product is annotated as ras-related protein Rab-34-like. Bases 481 to 1116 code for a protein of 211 amino acids. Gene Ontology annotation, molecular function: GTPase activity; GTP binding. The transcript has 8 exons. The record is from RefSeq and is a predicted model, not a curated record. Lineage: Eukaryota; Metazoa; Arthropoda; Malacostraca; Decapoda; Varunidae.
UUGCUUCAACUCCUUGUCAUUCAUGUACUUUUUAUUGUAUUAAAUUUUCGUCUACAGUUUCAAAUUCAGCACAUUUUUUCCGAUUCAGAUGGUAUAUGACAUGUACCAAUGUAACAAUAAUCAGUGGGUAAAAAAUGGACAAGAAAAUAACAAGUCUAUCUGACAGAGGAUCGCCGAGGCGCUGGUAACUUGAUAAUAGCAGUAGCAGACAUAACUAUGUGAUAUUCUCUGUCUCGCCAUCCGUCACCCUAAGAUGGCCGCCAGUUGCUUCAAAAUCCAGGUUCUGGGAACCGUCUAUGUAUAUAACUCGGUGGUCGGGUCACACCACACACUGCGCUCCUUGCAGAGAGGAGCGUAGUAGUGGCGUGCGGUCAGCGUGGAGAAGGAGCAGUCUGCACCAGGAUCAAAGGACAGGGUCUACCGGAUAGUGCGUCAAAUUUCUAAUCAACUGGCCUAUGACGUCAUCAGGCGGAAGGACAGAUGAGGCUGAGCAGGUCUGCUGUCUACACAAUGUUGCAGACUCGUGCCCAAAAGGAUCGUGUUGUCACCUCCCUGCCACCACCCUUCAUCAGACAGGCAAGUCCCCACACCCAUGAUGACUUCCAUGAGGAGGUGAGGAAUGCAGCAAAUGGGGACCACAUGCUGCAAGCUGGCCUCAAGAUCUCCAAGAUGAUUGUGUUGGGGGAUGUGGCCACCGGAAAGACUUGCCUCGUCAACAGGUUUUGUCACCAAGUUUUUGAUGCCAACUACAAAGCAACAAUAGGCGUAGACUUUGAGGUGGAGAGGUUUGACAUCCUGGGCAUCCCCUUCAAUCUGCAAAUCUGGGACACUGCUGGGCAAGAGAGAUUCAAAUGCAUUGCUGCUUCCUACUACAGGGGUGCAAGUGCUGUGAUGAUCGUGUUUGAUGUGACCAACAUUGUGACACUGGCCCACACUUCCCAAUGGCUGGAGGAAGCCCGGCAGGCCAAUGCAGACCGCCUCACCCCCUUGGUAUUCUUGGUGGCAACCAAACGAGACCUCAUGACAGGCAAGCAGUCCACAGUCAGGAUUGGCCAUAGGUUGGAGGACACCUUUGAAGGCCACAAAAAAGCCAAGUGUGCAACAUGCAACAAGUAGCACUUUGGGCCCUGAUGAGUGUGGCUCCAGAGUCCUUUCCUACUGCCCUCGGUAGCAGAUAUCUCAGUAAUGGUAAUUAUAGACAAAGCACUUAACUCUUCACGCAAUGGUAGUGUGAAGAUUUACUCAAGUUAUGAACAAUGAAGCUAUUAGUAUAGGAAGGUUGCUUUUAAACCAGUGAUAGUCAGAGUGGUUUUUCAAUACCUUGAUGAUUACUUUUGAAUGUUAACCUUUUCCAUUCAUGACGCAGACGUCGGCGACACAGUAUGGAAAGGGUCAAGAGGAAAUGGAAGAGGAUUAAUUCUCUUCUAAACCUCUCAAUCCUCCUCUAAAUUCCUCUUAAUCCUCUUCCAUUUCCUCUUAAGAGGUUUAGAAGAGGAUUAAGAGGAAAUAGAAGAGGAUUAAGAGGUUUAGAAGAGGACUAACCCUUUCCAUACGGUGACGCUGUCGGCCGCCGAUGUCGCGUCGCUGGAGUGAAGGGGUUAAAGAAGGAAUGCUUCUCCAAAAGCUCUAAUUUUUUUGUCCAAAGAAAUAGCAUCAUCAUGUGGACCUUUUUUUUUAACAUUAAAUGUUGACGGGAAGAGGAGACCUUAUUUUAGUCCAUGAUAGUCAGGAUACACUUUUGCUCCAGUAUUGUGUUAAGGUGCUCACCUGUGUUUGUCAUAAAAGCUUGACAUGGUGGGAGCACAAGCAAUUCUUUCCCACCAUAGUGACAGCCAUGAUGCUGAUAGAAGUUAGUGUAAAUAAUUCUGCAUUUCUGUGGUUAGUCACACUAAAGACAGCAUUGCUAGAGGAAAAUGCUUUGAGACAACACAUAUUGCUUCCUAAUGUUGGUGCUGCUACCUUAUAUUGCACAAUGAAUGAUACACAACGGCCUCCCUCCCCCUGACCGUCACCGCCAUGAGGCUGCUGCUUCAGGGACCUUGUGCCUUGUCCAGCCAAGAGGCCCCUCUGGUGCAGUUUCCAGCCUCUUUUUAAUGUAGGAAUGCAUGGAUUCUGCUUACCAGCAGUUUAUGUUAGUCUAUUGCUGUGUUCUCAGCCAAGUGACCUGAUGUUUGCCAGCCUCCUUAAGUGACUUGUUACCGUUGAGAUGACUCACUGUUGUGUAUAGAGGUGAUGUUUGGCAUAUCACUCUGGGUAAAUUUUUUGUGCUUACAGGUGCUUAUUGUAUGUUACUCCUGUAAAGCACAACUUUAUAGCAUAAGAUGAACAAGUGUUGCUGCUCAUGCUGUGAUAAAGGCUUAUAUGGCAGCUCAACUUAGUUUUCUGAGUUAAUAUGAAAAGUGACUGAUGGUUUUCCCUUUUCUACCUGGAACUAGUCAACUUCAUCAGUAGAAUGCUUUGUUGUGGAUGAGAACUAAACCAAAGGAACAUUAAGGCAUUUAUUUGUGUUAGGAUGUUUAGGGAAGGGAUGCACAUGUUUGCAGGUACAUGUUCACAAGAUGCAUGGGUGUAUUUGGGUUUGCAUGCAUGUCCGAAUUGGGUGUGUAUAUGCGGAAGCACAUGUGCCUGCAACAGGGCUUCAAUAACAGAGGACAGAAUUUUGCUUCCACAUUAUUAUUUUGUUUAUUUUUGCAUUUGCAAAAUACGUUUCAUUCCCUCACUUUCUAAACAUUCACAUUGAAGUUUUAGUUUUAUGCUAUUGAUAUAAUAAAGGUAUUUAAUUCUACCAUUGUGUAAGUUUUUGACAAGAGGUUUUCUGUACUUUUUUUUGCAUAGAAUUGUUGCAGUGACAAGAUUUCCUGUUAUCAUUUGUUUACUUGAUGAAAGAUGUUUGUCAUGAACCA